This is a messenger RNA of Auxenochlorella protothecoides, 1290 nucleotides long. RefSeq lists its product as hypothetical. NCBI's taxonomy places the organism in Eukaryota, Viridiplantae, Chlorophyta, Trebouxiophyceae, Chlorellales, Chlorellaceae. Bases 1 to 1290 code for a protein of 429 amino acids. The transcript is spliced from 4 exons. The record is from RefSeq and is a predicted model, not a curated record.
AUGCUGGGGGAUGCCGUGGUGCAGGGCAUGGACCUGCUGAUCCGGGCCGGCCUGACCCAUGCCAGCUCCCUGCAGCUGGUGGCUGAUGUGUGGGACAGGGCUGCCCAGCACUGCGGCGCGAGGGACCUCAUCCCCAUCUUCCUGGCAGCCACCGGGACCCUGGCGGGCGAGCGAGGCGACGAUCCCCAGGACCCCGGCGUCCUGUUGCUCACGCAUGCGCUUCGCGCGCUGGGCACGCUGGCACCCCGCGUGCAUCGCGGCGGCACCUGGGUCGCCCGCGACGUGGCAGCGCUGGUCACGCGCCUGCUGCAGGACUGCGGUCCGCUGCCCCUCCCCGCCCUGGAAGCCUGCGAGGGGGUGCUGAGCGGCGCCCGGCGCGCCACCGCCUCAGGGCCCUGCGACCUCCAGACCGAGCUGGCGCUGGCCGGCGCGGCGCUCACGCAUCACACGUUGAGGGGCCUUCCGAGCCCGGCGGGCGCUGCGGGACCGGUUGCCCCCGAGUACUGGGCCGAGGCCCUGUCGGCAGCCUGGGGCGGGGAUCACACAAAUCUACUCGCUCGGCUCCUCCAGGACCCCCCAGGGGGCCUGCCGGCCCUUGUCAGCCUGAGCAUCUCUGAGAUGUCGGGUUCCAGGAGGCGUUCGGGGGACGCCGGCGCUGCCGUCAUCCUCGCCCUGAGCAGCCGCCUGUUUGGCAGAAUCGCAGGCCCCCCCACCUAUGACAGCACGGUCAUCUCCUUCGACACUGUGCUUGCGGCAGCAGCGCGCCUGCUGCGCCCGGGCUGCGGCGCGGGCCUGCUGGCGCUGGCGUGCCUGGCCCUGACCCGGGCUGUCGCGGGGAAGGGCAAGGCCGCUGAUGUGCCAUGGGGAGGGACCCAGGACGGCUGGGCGGUGGCAUGCAUCACCGCCCUGCACUCCCCCAUGGCCCCGGCCCUGGCGCCCCCGGCAGCCCACGCCUCGAGAUCGCUGUGGUGCCGCAUUCCGCAGCCGCACCAGGAGCCGGUCCUCCGCAGGCUGCUGCGCCAAGACGCCCCUCCCGAAGCAGUUCGCGGCGGUCUGACCCUCCUCUCCAGCGCCGAGCACCCCUCCCUGCUUCCCCUGGCCCUGACCACGGCCACAGACGCCAGCCUGACCGAAGCAUUCAGCGAAGAGCCCUGCACCUGGCUGGAGCUCGCCACGCUGCAGGCCUCGCUGCUGCUGCGCCAAGCCCUGCGUGGCGGCAGGCUGCCUCUGGACCGCCUGCACGCCACGCUGGAUUGGGCGCUGGAGGCGCUGGCUCGCCCGCAGGCCUGA